UUUUACAUCAAAAACAUCCAUGGGGAAACAAGGGUUUGUUUUCCACAACAACCCCUCUUUACUUCUCUUGCUGUUAUUGCUUUUUGAAGCCACAAACGUCGGUGGAGCCGCCCGGUUGAACCACUGGGAGUCUGGGAUCCGACUGCCUUCAGAUGAGCCGCAGGGUGUAGAUAAUCAGGAGCUUGGAACAAGAUGGGCUGUUCUCGUGGUUGGUUCAGCUGGCUUUGGUAAUUACAGGCAUCAGGCAGAUGUAUGCCACGCCUAUCAGCUGUUGAGGAAAGGAGGAUUGAAGGAAGAGAACAUCAUCGUAUUUAUGUGCGAUGACAUAGCCAUGAAUGAGCUGAAUCCAAGGCCUGGAAUCAUCAUCAACCAUCCCCAAGGCGAUGAUGUUUAUGCUGGUGUUCCUAAGGAUUACACCGGUGAGCAUGUUACAGCUGAAAAUUUGUAUGCAGUUCUUCUUGGUAACAAAAGUGCAUUGAGUGGUGGAAGUGGAAAGGUUGUCGAUAGCCAUCCCAAUGACAGAAUCUUCAUAUACUACUCCGAUCAUGGAGGCCCCGGAGUUCCAGGGAUGCCAAAUAUGCCAUUGCUGUAUGCCAUGGAUUUUCUUGAUGUCUUGAAGAAGAAACAUGCAGCUGGAAGCUACAGAGAGAUGGUUAUAUAUGUAGAAGCAUGUGAGAGUGGAAGUAUCUUCGAAGGCAUAAUGCCAAAUGAUCUUAACAUUUAUGUAACAACGGCAUCGAAUGCCCAAGAGAGUAGUUGGGGAACUUAUUGUCCUGGGAUGGAUCCUCCUCCACCUCCGGAGUUCAUCACUUGUUUAACUAGUCAUGUUCCUUCUGGUCUUGAACGUUCAAUUAAGUUGUAAACCAAAUGUUCACUCCAGGUCCGGUUGUUCGAAACAGACUGUGGGUCACUGACUCAAUACGGAAUGAAGCACAUGCGUGCAUUUGCCAACGUUUGCAACAAUGGUGUUUCUCGGUCCUUAAUGGAAGAAGCGUGUGUCGCAGCAUGCGGUGGCCGUGAUCCGAGACC
This is a messenger RNA of Hibiscus syriacus, 1029 nucleotides long. RefSeq names its product vacuolar-processing enzyme-like. Gene Ontology annotation, molecular function: cysteine-type endopeptidase activity. The record is from RefSeq and is a predicted model, not a curated record. The transcript is spliced from 4 exons. Gene Ontology annotation, biological process: vacuolar protein processing. The coding region runs from base 20 to 862 and encodes 280 amino acids. NCBI's taxonomy places the organism in Eukaryota, Viridiplantae, Streptophyta, Magnoliopsida, Malvales, Malvaceae.